Messenger RNA from Aspergillus affinis, 849 nucleotides. RefSeq lists its product as uncharacterized. Bases 1 to 849 code for a protein of 282 amino acids. The transcript has a single exon. The record is from RefSeq and is a predicted model, not a curated record. Gene Ontology annotation, molecular function: acyltransferase activity, transferring groups other than amino-acyl groups. NCBI's taxonomy places the organism in Eukaryota, Fungi, Ascomycota, Eurotiomycetes, Eurotiales, Aspergillaceae.
AUGGUUGCUUCACCUCUGUUCACCGGAAUAGAGGUGGCCAAAACGAAUGAACAUAUCGAGGCCAAACACGUCGCGCGACAGGCGGAGGUUUGUCGUCAUCUCUACCCGUCCAACGAUGUCCAAAUCCAAGCGAUUGCGGGAGGAAUCGCCAUCAAGACUCUGCCCGAAUUUCUGGGAAAGUUGAACCGGAUUGUCGGCCUUGGAAUGGACAGCAAGGUCGAGGAGCAAGAUUUGCGCGACGCUGAAACUCUACUCAAACCCAUCGGGCUCGAACCUGAAAUCCACCUCUGUGCGCUGGCACAUCCAUCCGCACUGCGAUCUCUCGACUCGUGUGGAUACGUCAUAAGACAUGUCCUGAAUACCUACGCGUGUUCCCCAGGUGAUGUAGCUGCACACCAGCGUCGCACAGCAGUGGAGGACGCGGUCACUAUAUCCCGAGUCACCGAGGAUGAGACAAAAAAGUUCCUUCAGGCUUCAGUUGCGGGAUUCGAAGAUGGAGGCCGAUCACCGGAUCUUCUUCGAUUCCUUGCACGCCUUGCAGCUGACAGGAACGAUACCUAUCUAUAUUUCGCGACGGUCGGCCACGAGAUUGCCGGCACCGCCGCCAUGGCCGUCAUCGACUCGCCCAACGGAGGCGUAGCACACCUGUAUCUGGAUAGCAGCCUCCCUCGACAUCGUGGGAAAGGGGUUCAUGCCACUCUCAUUCGCGCCCGAGUGCUCGAAGCACAUCAACUUGGGUUGGAUCUGGCCACGAUGACGACGAGUGCUGGAAGCGGCAGUGCGCGAAGUGCCGAGAGAGCAGGGUUUCGACUUGCUUAUACGAAAGGAAUCUUCACGAAGCGAAUUUGA